ACGAGAGAAAAGACAGAAAUCGGCGAAGGAAUGCGAAAGUUACCAUUUGCUCCGGUGAGAAAGAUUGAAUGGCACGGUCGCAUAAUUUUAGUCAUAAACUCACGUAGCAGCGCCGAUGAACAUAGUGGGUCACUGGAUCACACACGUUGGCCCCCCGCGCGUAUCCACGCACACAGGUGUAUCUUCGCGCGGGAAUCCAGUAGCAGGAUAUGGAGAGAAACGGUGUUUAACCGGUCUUCGAUCGUUCUGUCCAUCUGUCGACUCGUAAAGGGUCCUUGAUACACUCGCAAAUCGACUUUCCUGUCGUCGAAUUCCUCCUUCGUUCAACAGGUAUACCAAAAUAUAUACCACGCUCUUUACAAUCAAGACGAACACACACAAUUUUAAUUAUUCGUAAACAUCAGUUUGUAGAUUUCUACUUGACGUUGACUGAACUUGCAAAGCUGAAGACUUGAAGAUUACGCGCUCGGUGUCUUAAAGUCCAAGGCUCGGUCCGAAGUACCGUUUCUGAGAGAUAUUCACUGCACAUGAGUUCUUUCAGUUCUUCACAUCGGAAGAAACAUCGGGAGAAAGGAAUGUAAGACGGGCAAGACGUCUGUAUUAAAAAUACGGAAUUUCGAAGAAGCAGCUGAUACAUGAGUUAUUUGACUGAAGAAAAUUUUGAAGAAUUCAAGUCGAUCAGACGUUAGCGAUAGUUUAUAGAGAAACCAACGAUGACCAACUGCGUCAAAGUAUCGUCGGACAAACAAACGUGAAAUUGAGAAUUCCCGUGGAUUUCCGUAGAACCCAUGACUUUUCCCGAUUAUGUUCCGCAUUUCGAAGCAGCUGUUAUCCAUCGGAGCAAGGUAGGAGGCACAACGUUUCGGCCUUCGAUGAUACGUUCGCCGGUUGCGAGUAUAAAUGAAGGACAAUGACCUAAUUGCGUGCAGAACACGCAGUGCUUCCUCAACGUCCAAUCAUCGUACGUACGUGUCAACUCGUGUUCGAUUAUUUGUGAUCGUAACUUCCGGCAUAUUUUCCUCUCCUUGUUUCGUAUCUUUUCUUUCGUUGCUUCCCGUCUUUUUUCUCUUUUUUUUUUUUCUUUUCCUUCCAGUGAAAACGACAAGUUAUCACAGGUGAUAAAUCGGACAAUUAUAAUUUCUUCGUCGAGGAAACUCGUCGCUUGGAAAGCUAAACGAUGAAGGCGACGAGUUGGUUGUGCUGGUUGUUGGUCGCGUGUGCCUGUCUCGUCGAAGCCAGGUACAAGAUCAGAAGACCCCCGUUACCACCUCCGCAGCCUCCUAAGCUGAUGUUCAAGAAACCAUGGCCGAUCGCCCAUAGGAUCUCCGUGGGGAAUGCGAUGCACAUGAACGGGAACUUCCCGGCGAAACGAGUGCUCCAGAAACCACCGAAUUACAGAAUUCGUCGGCCACCGAUGUUCAACAUGCCUCCUGCCAUUUGGAAGAAUCAGAUCCCGAUAAGAGCCUCUUUGAGCAAUCACGCGGUCCUCCCGCAGCGUCCGCCGGUCAAGGAAUUCCAUUCGGUGAACAAGAUGCCGGAAUAUAGUCCGGAGUACAGGCCGGAAGCCGCUGUUUUAUCGCCGACGCACAGGGGCGGCGUCGACGACGACAAAGGUCCGAUUCACACCAUCCCUGCGCCGAAUCUCAGUCCCAUGGACAAACCUUUCAACAACGAAGCGAAUACGGAUGAGAUUCAACGUCAGCAGGCCAGCGAUGCUGCUUAUAAAUUUAAUCUACACGGUUCCCUGCUACCAAAUUUCAAUCUCGCGACCAUCGGUACGAGUCUAGCACCGCAGAAGACCGUGACCAGUCCAACGCCGUUGCAACAUCAAUACGAAGUGACCGAGGGCAACGACAUCAGUCAGAAGGAGUAUCAGACCAUUCUACCAACGUUCCUGCCCCCGGAAUACGCGACACUGUCGACGCUAGUGAAUCCCGACUUGCAAACGAACGACGUUUUCUUGAACAAUCAUCCGGCGUCGAAUAUAGGCCUUAUCGGGACGAACAUUCAACUCGGCCAGCCAAACUUACCCAUGCAAACGAAUCUUCACAGUUCUCUUCACGUUGGUUUCCCCGGCACAGCUGGCCAAACUCCCUACAUCAUCAAUCAACAGAUUCCUGAUCUGCACGUUGGUCAUCCAGCUCCGGCUGGUCCUCCCCUUUCAGCGACGCAACUCUACGAUCUUCUGAACAGCUUCCCGCAAAAAAUGCCAGAGCAGUAUCAAACCGGUCAACAGCCACAACUUCAACAGCACAUACUACAACAGCAACUUGGUCAACUCUUCCAGCCUACCGGCGUGACUGGUUUCUCGCAGCCCCAGAUGCAAUCGUUCAAUUACGACGAGCAAGAUAACAAAGAGCAACAGCAACAACAGGUGUUGCUCAACCAGGAUUACGUCGCGGGAAGAGUCAAUACGAAUUACAACGUGGGAUCGGAGACUUCGGCAAACGAAGAAGAAGAGAACCCUGACCUGCAACAGAACGAGGAUCUCGCGUACAUCGCCGAUGGAAACGAACAGUUGGAAAAUAACAUCGAAUACGAGGAGGAAAGCAGCAAUCAAAAGGACCAGACGACGUAUUUCAACAAAGUGGCGAAUAACGAUGGGAUAUCCACGCAAUUCUACACGACGCUGCCUAAUCGAGAGGCUGCAGAGAAAUUGGCAGCUCUGGCAGCUGCUGGAAAUGUUAACAGUCAAUUGAUCGGACAAUUGCGAAAGCAACAGCAGCAGCAGCAGCAGCAGCAGCAGCAGCAACAACAACAACAACAACAACAACAACAACAACAACAACAACAACAACAGGAGAAUAUACAUAACGACGAAACUAUGCCUCCUAAUCACAAAAACGAAGAGUAUAAAACAAACGAACAAAUCAACGACGAUCAAAGUCGUUACGAUGAGAAGUAUUACCAGAAUCGACAGAAGCAACGACAGCAGCAGCACGAACAACAGUUACAACAGUACGAGGAACGGCAGAAAGAGUACGAUAGACAGCAACAGCAACGUCAAAGGCAAAAUGCAUACAGCAACAAACGGCCAUUGAGAAUUAUGGUGCCUGAUGAAAACGAUUACAACACCGAGAUACAGAGCGAAGAGCCGAAGGAAAAUACGGAGGUCGAGUACGAGUAUGAGAACGACGAAGCGGAUGCUGGAAAUUCGCAGGCAAACGCAUCGUUCGACGGAAGAACGUCUUACGAUCGAUCGAACGUUGAAUUUGGAUCGCGUUUGAGUUCCAAGACUGGAGUAUAAAUUUUUCUUAUGAAAUAUCUCGUGUAUAUACAUAUAUCGUUGGACGCUAUUAUUUAUUACAGUCCUAUUUACCGGUCAGCUUUAUUUUUACGGGGAUUUCUGUGUAACUGUAGGCAACGCAUAGGGGAAUUUCUCUAAAGCGGGAAAUUUUACGCUGUUUUUGCAAAGUACGCCGACGAAAUGUCUUUCUUUUUUUUUUUUUUUUUUUUUCUUGAGAUUACCAUCUGAGAUUAUAAUUAGAAUUUUUAUCAAAUGUUCGUCGAUGAUACAUUGGAAACAGUCACACGGAGAAUAGUAAUUUAUUUAUUAUUAUUUAUUGUUAGGUGAGUUUGUCAAUGUACUCGCACUUGAUUGUAAAAUGAUGGACAAAAGAUAUUGCCAUUGAUUUACAGAAUCAAUCUUUUAUUUCAGUCAUUGCGCAUCACCAAUCUGAAUUAUACAUUUAUAUGUAUGUACAUAUGUAUCAUUGAGGUAAUCUAUCCAUAUGGUACAGGAAUUAUUUUGGUUAUAAACAAAAGUCUAGGGAGAGAUUCUAUUUUCUCCAAGGGUCGUUUUCGCUUUUGUCUCCUCGUUUUUACAAAAUUAAAUAAGAAAACGGGCGUACAGUAAAAAAUACCUUAGAAGAAAUACAUGACUGGAGUUAGUUACCUAU
Messenger RNA from Frieseomelitta varia, 3899 nucleotides. RefSeq lists its product as uncharacterized. The record is from RefSeq and is a predicted model, not a curated record. The coding region runs from base 1178 to 3247 and encodes 689 amino acids. Lineage: Eukaryota; Metazoa; Arthropoda; Insecta; Hymenoptera; Apidae. The transcript has 6 exons. Gene Ontology annotation, cellular component: cytoplasm.